Lottia gigantea (owl limpet) is the source of this 1110-nucleotide messenger RNA. RefSeq lists its product as hypothetical. Lineage: Eukaryota; Metazoa; Mollusca; Gastropoda; Lottiidae. The coding region runs from base 1 to 1110 and encodes 369 amino acids. The record is from RefSeq and is a predicted model, not a curated record. The transcript is spliced from 3 exons.
AUGAAUUUCUGGAGUUAUCUCUUGUACUGGAAGGCCAAGUUAAGUGGGAAUAUGGAUCUAUUUGGUCCCGAUUUUUUAUAUUCACCAGGCUCCGAUCAUGUCUUGCCUAAUGGUGAAUUACCAAUGUAUGCCGCCAGCCCGAAUUCAUUAUAUUUAUAUGAACAAGAGAGACAUGAUAUGCAACAUUUGGGAAAUACUCAGUGUUAUAACAGCCCCCAAUCUCAUCUUAAAAAAGAAAAUAUUUUCAGUUGUGAGGAUUUUGAUUUGAAUCCACAAUACGAGGCAAAUUUAGAAUUGCCAAACAACUCCAUUACUGACACUGACGUGCAACAAAAUUUCACAGCAUUUUCAGCUCAGAGUCAAAAUGGCCGAAAUUCCAAUCCGACAUUAACUGAACUCAAUAUGGGAAGUGAAUCCGAAUCAUUCUUGGAAGAUUUAGAAGCUGUGAUACCCAAAACUCCGUCAUUUUCAAACUCAUUACCGACAUUUUCCAGCGUCUCCCAACAAAAUAACACUUUUACCACUCUAACAACCAGAACGCAUGAUUCAUUUGCGAAUAACAAUUAUGGUUUAAAAACAAUUUCUUCGUGGCCAUCUUGGAACAGACAGUGUGAGGCUGAUCGAAGCAAAUCGAUACAGAAUAUUAAAACAGCCCUUCAAAAUUCUAAAUCCUUGCCCCUGACUCAUACAGUUACCAGCAACUCCACACACAGCAGUUCAUAUUCCGAAGACAACAAAUCACGAUUACAGAAAUUAUUGAUGGCCGACGAUGACUCACCAGCGAUGAGCGUGGUUGGAAUGAAGCGCCCUCUGAUGUCAAUAAAAGAAGAAAAAGAUGAUGACUCCGUUGAAGAAAAAUGGAAAGAAAUCGAAAAAUAUAUUCACGAUGAUGAAGAAUCACGACCAACCAGAGAAAAACGAAAAAGAUUUGCUACUUGCCAUCCCUCUAUCUUUAGUGAACUCAUCCACUCAUGCUUAAUUUCAAGCUCUAUAUGUAGUGCUAAUGGAGAGUUCAUUAAAGAGAUAGUGGAUGUAUGCUGUCAUAUCCAUGCUUAUCCAGCUUUGAUUUUUCAUUGUCGGGGUAAAGUGGAUAGGAAAGGCCAACAAUGA